CAGGCGGGCAGGCUCGUUGGCUCGUAGCUGUCGCGUAGCGCGCUACGAAACUUUAGCAUUGCAUUUUUUUAUAAUUAAUAAAAAACCACACGUUCCAUCGUUUUAUAUUAUAUGCGUUAGAUAGGUUUAAUGUGCGUUUUUAAAAAGUAGGAGAUUUCUAUAUUAUGUUGGAAUAAUUUAGAAAAUCUUAUGUUAUUGAAAUCAUUUCUAUUUUGUAUCUAAUGCUAUAUUAGAAAACAAUAAUAAAAUGUCCGACGAUACAAAAUCAGCGUCAAUGAACGCAUCUUCCUCUCGCUCGUGGUUCCGUACAGCUGAUGAUGUUAAAAUUGAGUUUGGAUUUGGAGUUCCGCUUGGAGCAAUGUCGGCUCAUCCCACUUUUCAUUCUGCGUGGGAUAUUGGCUGCCCCAGUUCUGGCUUCCACCACAUGGCCCGCAUGAUGGACCGAAUGAUGGUGGAAAGCAUGCAACCGUUCGGCUUUGCAAGAAUGACGACCAGACGUGGUUCAGACAAGGAAGAACCUCCGAGAGAUGGCCUGAGAUCUGAUAAAAGUGAAGCUAGAAGAGAACGUGCUAAAAAUCCUCAAACCCAUAACGGCAACGGAACCAGACAUCCUCCAACACAAGUGGUUCGACCAAUUCCAGUUAACAAAUUCCAAGAAACGCCAUUAGAUCAAGCGAAACAAACGGACCCUACAACCGAGAAAUGGGCAGGUACAUUACGUAAACGUGAUCCUAAUCUUCAACCCUCCUUACCUUCAAUUGUAUCGCGAAAAACAUCUUCAUCAUCUAUGGGCAGUGGUAGAAAAACUAGAUCAGUCGAACGAACACCGAGAAGGCGACACCUUAUACCGAUUAAACCUAUUGUCCGGAAAGGCGACGUGUCUGCUGAUGGUGAUGCGAUAUUGGAGAGGGAUGAAAGAGUUUUUGAUGCAACAGGAUAUGAAAUUCAUCUGGUUGAAACGCUGGAAAGGGAUAUAUUGCAAAAAAACCCGGACGUACGCUGGAAAGAUGUGAUCGGGUUAGAUGACGCAAAAUCAGUUUUACAAGAGGCAAUGGUUUUACCGCUCGUUAUGCCCGAUUAUUUUAAGGGUAUUCGUCGACCUUGGAGAGGAGUUUUGUUAACAGGUCCACCCGGCACAGGCAAGACUUUGCUGGCGCGAGCUGUCGCAACCGAGUGUCGAACCACCUUCUUCAACGUAUCAUCUGCUACAUUGACAUCUAAAUAUCGAGGGGAUUCUGAGAAACUUGUUAGAUUACUCUUUGAUAUGGCCGCCUUCUACGCACCCAGUACGAUAUUCUUAGAUGAAGUGGACUCACUUUGUGCGAUGAGAGGGGCGGACUCUGAGCACGAAGCUUCUCGACGAUUCAAGGCUGAGUUACUGAUUCAAAUGGAUGGAUUAGCUGCACCCUUUAACCAAGACAAAGUGGUUAUGGUGUUAGCAGCCACGAAUCACCCUUGGGAUAUCGAUGAGGCGUUCAGACGUCGCUUUGAAAAAAGGAUAUACGUCGGCCUUCCUGAUGAAUCAACUCGUGUCAAACUAUUGAAGCUUUGUCUACGUGAUGUUGUGUUGUCCAAUGAUGUCGACUUGCCCGAAUUAGCUGCAAAGUUAGAUGGCUAUAGUGGUUCAGAUAUUUGUAACUUGUGCAGAGAUGCAGCUAUGAUGACCAUGCGUCGUAAAAUUGCGGGAAAAACACCUGAACAAAUCCGUCGCUUGAAACGAACUGAAUUAGAAGCGCCAAUAUCUAAAGCAGAUUUAGACACUGCUAUUGAGAAAACAAGGCGAACAGUGACUCAAGCAGAUGUAGCGCGUUACUCAACGUGGAUGCAGAAGCACGGUUGUUCCUAGCAUAGGGCUAAAGCGCUUAGAGCGCUUCUUCGACUGUUAAGAACCUCUUAAACUGCCUGUGUUAAAGAAAGGACAAGAAAAUAUUAGGUUCCAAAGUCGAUCUCGUGAUUUAUAAACUUUUAUACGUAUUAUAAUAAAAUCGUGGUGUAUUUGAUAGUUAUUGUUAUUUGUAAAUUAUAUGGAUUUUCUACGAUAUACCUACGUAACUCUAGGAUACUGUUUAAUAUGGUAUAUGAUGGUCUAGAUAUAGAAAUUGCGUAAAUAUGUAUUGACGUAAAAUGUAUACCUGUUUGGUAAGGAAGCAAAAUAGUGUCUUGCUUAAAAUUUAAAAUUUUCUAUGGAAUAAAAAUUUUAAGGCGAUGAAAUAUUGUUGUGAUUUGUUUGUGAGUUUAAUAAUUGUGCUUCUGUAGGAAUGUGAUUUGGCUAAUAUAAUAUUAAUGUUUAGUAAGAAAACUACAAAAUAGAGCCCUACCUAGGUUGAAGGUAUUCCGUUAAUCUACUGCCAUAAUGUUAACCUAAUCUAAUCUAUGCAUAUAAUAAUUCCGCUAUUGUAAAGGGCUUAAAUAUUUAUAUUGUCAUGUAACUUAUAACUAAAUAAUAGUUUAAUAUAAUUCCCCAUAAAACAAUUUCAUCUUGUUUAUUUGGUUUAUAAUAUUAUAUUUAUUCCUGCUGCUGAUGUUUAACCUGCUUUUAUUACACAUUUUAAUAAUUGUUACUAAAUUAAAACUAAACAAAAAUAAAAUCAGGCUCAAAAGGGAUUGAAAUAAUAAACAAUUUAAGAUAAGAUUUAUUUAUUUAGGAAUGGUGUAGAUGUAUUUUGUUUUAUACAUUUCUUUUAAAAUUAUACAUGUUAAAGAGAGUUCUACUAAUGUCAAUAAGUUCGAAUAAAGGUUGUUCUUA
Molecule: messenger RNA, 2746 nt
Organism: Colias croceus (clouded yellow)
Lineage: Eukaryota; Metazoa; Arthropoda; Insecta; Lepidoptera; Pieridae
Product: katanin p60 ATPase-containing subunit A1-like
Exons: 8
Coding region: 248-1846 (532 amino acids)
Biological process (GO): microtubule severing
Cellular component (GO): microtubule cytoskeleton
Molecular function (GO): ATP hydrolysis activity; microtubule binding; microtubule severing ATPase activity
Source: RefSeq, a predicted model, not a curated record